Tympanuchus pallidicinctus (lesser prairie-chicken) is the source of this 2957-nucleotide messenger RNA. It is a transcript of the gene CEP89, whose product is annotated as centrosomal protein 89. Gene Ontology annotation, biological process: chemical synaptic transmission; mitochondrion organization; cilium assembly. The transcript is spliced from 19 exons. Bases 69 to 2465 code for a protein of 798 amino acids. The record is from RefSeq and is a predicted model, not a curated record. Lineage: Eukaryota; Metazoa; Chordata; Aves; Galliformes; Phasianidae. Gene Ontology annotation, cellular component: centriole; ciliary transition fiber.
GGGUCGGGCGUGCUGGGAGAAGCGUCCGCAGGAAAAGCGGAAGGUGGCGGAGCGCGCUGUCAGCCGCGAUGGCGUUCGUCUUCAGGAGAGGUCGCGAAAGGCCCUUCAAACACAUAGCUCAUGGCCUGGUCCCUGCUGCCACCAUAGCUCCUAAACCUGCAGUUCCCCGCACCCCUCCCCCUCGUAGCCCAAACCCUUCUCCAGAAAGGCUCAGAUCUGCUUUAGCAGCAGCUAUCCUUGCAACAACACUGACAGGGCGCACGGUUGCUAUUCCUCAGCCUCGGCAGCGAUCACUUUCUGAAGGUGAUUCUGCCCGCGCAGAACAGGAGGGCUUUGAACCAUAUGCUACAGUCACAGAGCUCAGAAUGGGGCCUAACUGGAAACUUGAUGGCAGUGACAGAUCUCCUGUGCAGUCACUGGAAAUAACAGGCAGUUACUGUGAGGAUGAGGACAUGGAAACCUAUCUUUCAGAUGCUGGCAGAGAGGCAGAGACAGAGUCCAGCUCUGAGAGUAAUGAGAAACAUGGAGAAAGCUUUAGCACCAGUGCGAUUUAUGCAGUUCCCUGUAAAAACAAAAAGGAAGAGUUUCAACCAUCUCCUACUAAUAAUGCUAAGAAGAAGGAAACAUCUCAUGAAAGUCAGUUUCAGGUGUUGGUGGAUGAGUCAAACACGCAUUCUGAAGAGAACGAACGGCUUGGCUUGAAUUCAAAGGAAGAAAAAUCAUUAGCUGAAAGUCCUAUCCGGGAGAAGCCUCCACCAUCCCCAGAUGUCUCUAUUCGUGCAAGGCAAGCACGGGAAAAUAAGACUAGAGAAAAGCUCAGAGAACUACAACAAGAAAACUGGUCUUUGAACAAGGCAUAUCAGGCUGUGGGUCAACAACUCGAGGGAAUAAAACAGCAAAUGGAAGAACAGCAAUUAAAAGUGAAGAGAUUAGAAGAAGAAAACAGAAAACUUAAAGAAGCUGCAAAGACGACACAUGAUGAAGGAGACACUACAGAAUUACUUUCUCUGAGACAACAAGCACAAGAACUUGUAGAUGAAAACGAUGCUUUGAAAUUGACAGUCCAUCGUUUGAAUGUAGAGUUAAGUCGCUAUCAAACUAAAUUCAGGCCACUGACCCGAGAAGAGCAUCUAAAACUAAAUAGUUUACCCACUAAAGGACCACCACCCCCAUGGCUGCUGGAUAUGAAGUAUUUGUCUCCUCUUCUGUUGGCAUAUGAAGACAGAAUAAAAGAAAAGGAAGAUUUAAAUUUUGCACAUGAGGAGGAUAUGAAGAAUUUUAAAGUACAAGUCGAAGAGCUGGUGAAGGAAAAUGAAGACCUGCAUGAGCAAUUAAAUACGAAUAACUUAAUUACCUCUACAGAAUGGCACCAGCUACAAACUCAGGCCAGACUGGUCUUGGAAGAAAACAGGUUGUUGAUGGAGCAACUUGAAAUUCAACAAGCUAAAGCAAAAGAUAGUCACAGACAACAUGUUCAAGAAGCUUCAAAAUUGACCAAACAGAUAAUAAUUUUAGAAGAGAAGAAACAGAGUCAAGAAGAACAGAUCAGAGACUACCAGAAGCAGUUGAAAGCUCUACAUACUACUUGUGAAGAGCUCAAAGCCAAACUGGAUAGCAGAAUAGCAGCAGAGGAGCACUUUGCUUUGGUGAAUGACUUAAAAAGCCAUUUACAGCAGGAGCAGGAGAAAAAGCGCUCUGAGGUGGAAGAUCUCAUGGGGAAGAUUGCAUCACUGCAAGCUCAAAACAAGAAACUACUUUUACAAAAAAAUAACUUCCUGGCUGACAAGACAACCCUGGAAGCUGAGAUGGAAAUGACACAGAAAACAAACAGGCGAUUAAAGAAGAAAAUAGGUCUUUUGAAACAGCAGUUGGAGGAAGCAAUUGAAAAAGAAGUUGCAGCCCAUCACUACCUGACAAACCUUAUCGGUUUGGUGGAAAAGAUAGCGCAGGAACGCGAUCAUCUUAUUUUUUUGGCCAAAUGCUUGGAAAAUGAGAACCAUGGAGUUCUAAACAAAAUAGUAGAAGGCAGUCUACGCUUAGGAAGGUUGGAAGAAAAAGUGAAGCUCUAUAAAAAGAGAGCAGCUGGGAAGCUUGGAGAUAUCAGUCUCAAAUUGACUGAGCAGGAGAAAGAUUUUGCUGGGAAGACUGCUCAGUACCAGCAAGAAAUGAAGCACCUCCAGCGUCUGCUGCAAGACAAACAGGAAACCCUUGAUGCAGUGCUGCAGCAAAAGAAAAAAGUAGAAGGUGAACUUGAAGUCAUUUGGGAAUCCACAUCCAAAGAAAACAGGAGAAUGAGAGAACUCUUACAUAAAUCUUUGGGAAAUAACAAUAUGUGGAAUACUGUUACAGGUAAUGAGUCAUACUUGGAUGAAAUCUCUCAGAAGGAUCUUCUUUAUGGACAUGAUUUUAGCUAUUGCGAUGUGAAACAAUCACCUACUAAAAAUGAAAAUCAACAACAAUCCUAGCAAUAAGAAUAAAGAUAGCUUAUGGAUUUUUAUCAUCAAUGAUAGGACAGUUACAGAAAGAACUCUGUGCCUGAAUUUGACAACACUGAACAAUAGAACAGUUACCAUCUUCAAAAUUUAUUUAUUUUUCAGAGUCAUUAAUAUGACAACAGCAUAUUCUCUAGCUAUAGUAAUUAUGAAUAUAAAUCUAUACUUUUAUUUUUUGAAGAAAAAGCUGUUCCUUACUCAGGCAAAAUGUGGUGCAAUUCCAAAUUAAAACAAAACAACUAUCCAGUUAAAGAGAAAAAAACAAAGCCGCUGAUAGGCUUGGAGUUGUAACACAGGCAAAGCACGUUCCUGGCUUUAGAUUAACUGAACAGCAAAAAAGAAAGCCUCUGUGUGGUAAAUAACAUCCCCUAUCAUGCAUCUUUAUUAAAAGGCCUUUUGAAGGCAAUUCCUUCAAUAUCACCAAAUAAACUGUACAUGAAAUAAAAGCAAAACUGAAGAAAAAAA